CGGGAAUAUUAAUUACGGGAGCGUCAUGCGAUAUCUAGUCUAGGGGGUCUGUAUAAAGGAGCUGUUUCAUCUGUUGUAUUUUGCACAAAAUUAUGACAAAACCUGUCGCUACUAGCGCUGGCUGCCGCCAGGUUGUGGCCUGCUGGGUAGUUCUGCUAACCUUCACAGGGACACUUACCUUCGGCACUGCACCUCCAUUGGCGAACGCUGUCGCAGUGUCCCUGAAGAGUGGCGGUUAUCAUACGGCGAGUACAGAACAAGAAAUCGGGCGGCCGGGUGAAGAAAAUGACACAUAUGAUGGUCCUAUGAGUGCCGCAGCCAGGGUUCGCGCCCAAUUUUCACGACCUCCCCGGCUGGUGAAGAAAGUGUUGCAGGAUGCCGGCACCACCAGUAGCUCUGCCUGUGACACGACAAAAGCUGCACGCCAUCCUGCUAGGCGAGAGAAUGCAUCUUCGCAAAAGCGAAGGACUCGUCUCUCGUUUAUCUCACGGGCUCUAGCAGCUCUGUUGCUGCAGGCGCAGCUGUCGGGAGGCCAAACACGCGAUGUCGGGACGAUUCCUGCCUCCCCAGUCGUGCCAACGUACGUGUCGCAAUGCGGUAGAAUGGAUGGAGAUGAAAAUUCACCAGAAAGCUGGUUGGGUGCUUCCAGCGGGAGCGGCCUGUUGGAUCAACUGGUAAGGCAGCUGACGGACAAAACCGACGACCUGUCCGGCGUCGAAGGAGGUGAAACAAGAAGUAAAGCGCAAAGCACCACUUCCGCGCUUUCUGCCGAAGCUGGACAUCAGGAUGAGAUCUGCGUGCCCAGCAGUGCUGCAACGUCUUUGCGCAAGGAAAGAUCGCAAACGGGAGCGCCGAAAAGUUCUGUCCUCCAAGAAGAGCUCGCUCUUUGGGAAGAGUUCAAGAGGAACAGACGAGAGGCAGCAGUUCCUGGUGGAUCUGGGGCAAGAAAUACAAGGAUUUUCGCCUUCUGGGAUUUCUUGGAUUCCAGAAUGGAAAAGACGCCGAUCGAAGAACGCAGCAACAUCGAGGAAAGGAAUCGACAGCAGAUGGACCGACGAGCUCGAUCUACCACCGUCUCACUAGACAAGAAAAUCUGGGACUUCGCGACCUUGGAAAACCCAAAUCUGAAAACGGUAGAUUCGUUUUUGCGAAGUUUUGUCGCGGAUUUGAAGAACUUGAAUAAGGUUGACUUCUCCAAGAACUUGCCACCAUGUAAUUCGUGGUCUUCUCCAGCAGCUACGCCUACACCUGCUGCGGUACCGGCGCAAGGCAUGCGGGUACCGUCUCAACUUCACCCGAAUGUGCAAGCAAUUCUCGAACGAGGUGUCCCGGUGAAGUCUGAAGACCCCGCAGCCCACGGGCAACAACAUCAGCAGGACGUGAGACCGGGGGCUAGACGAGUAGAAACUGCUGCUCACGAUCCUGUUUAUAGCCCGUCCCUGUCCGACACCGACUCCUACCGGGUGCAAUCGUUCAGCAACGAAAAAAAUAAAAAUCCACCUGCCCUUUCAAUGAUGUUGAGCAAGCCUCCCGCUAACACUCACCUGCAGAACACCUGGGCAGCGGAAAUCGAUGAUUUGGACGACGCUGAAAAUUUCGAUGGCGGAGAAGACGAGGAUACUCAGUACAGCAUCGCUAACGUAGUGGCGCAUAAAACAAGCUCAGCGGGUGUACAACUUUUGCACGACGAGAACGGUGAAGCACUACCGCCGGAAAUUUCAAUCUCCGACUGGAUGAAACGAGCGGAAACCAUGCAGUUCAUGCAGGGCGGAAUGUUUUUCGAUGAAGAACAAGAAGGUCAUGAAGGUGGGGCCCCUGAUGUUGUGCCUGAAAUGGUGGGAAAUAUUGUCAGUGGUGCUCGCAACGACGACGAAAACAGAAAAGAUGCGGACACUGACCCGUCUGUGCGGUCAUCAUUAAGUGAAGGGGCGGUGAGUACAGAUGGUGCAGCAGCAGCAGCCAAGGACGAUAUGAACUGCAGCUGCGAAGACGUGACACCGUACCUGGAGAAUCUAGUUGUGCCGCCGUUUGACAUGACGCCGUUGGCGCGGAACGGACGAGAGACCGUGGCUCCCAGGAUUUCUCUCCUCCCUAGGAAUGGCGAAAACAACGCAGAGGACAUAGCUGCAGCAGGACCUACCGGAACAGGAUCUGCAUCUUCGACGCUGCGAAUCUCGAAUGCCCUCGGAGUCCCAAGCGAUUGGAGAAGAGGUGCAGCGUUGGCUUCUGCUGCAGCUGGUCGCUCACCUUCAUAUAGAGAUGAAAAAGGUGAUCUUCCCGCGUGUUCUUAUCCCUAAGAAAAAUCGCGCCAUACCGUCGCGAUUCGUGGGCUUUUUUUAUUCUAGGCAAGGCCUGGCGUGUCUGAGGCUAACAAAAGCGCCACCGCCCAGGGCUAUCCAAAGCCUUCGCCGCGCAUCAUCCAGAGGGUCGCGCUUUCGUGCUUAGCGCAGCCCCAGCUCAUGCGCCAGGGAACGCUCUGCACACUGACAGAAUAACCGCCGGCCACUGCGUCCAAGUUCGCGCGCCCGGGCGCGAGCUGAUGCCCCACCCAAAGAGCCCCCCCAAGCCGGGGCUACGCCGGCGGUCGCACCGGGCCGCGGCAGUGUGCGCGCCCACUCGUCUCUCUUUGUGUCAGGCAGCAGAUGAUGGCCCCUCCGGUGUUGUCUUUGGUGCCUGCGCCGUGCCGUCGGUCCUAAAUUAGGACCGGUGGGGCGCUGGCUCCAUAAAAUGAUAUGUAUAUGGCUAUGGGACCACGUCCACGAAGCAAAGAUGGUGCUUCAGCUGCGCACGUUCCCGCUCGUGCAUAGAUAAGAACACUACUGCAGCGACCUGCUGUGGUGUUUUGGGAUGAAGCAGAGUUGUAGCUUCGGCUCCAAAUGUUCCCGUUCUCGUUUUCUGUUGUUCUUAUCCUCCAACUCCGUGCAUAGAUAAAGAAGUUCUCAUCUAUGCACGGAGAUGAUUGGACGAUCAGAAUUGAAGCUUCUCCUCCAGAUGUUCCCGUUCUCUCAAAAGUGCUGUUCUUAUCCCUCCUGUUCGUGCAUAGAUAAGAACACCAUUUUUAGGUCGUUACAAACAUGUUCUUAUCUAUGCACCAUUUGGAGGAUAAGAACAGCAUUUUUGCGAGAACGGGAACCUCUGGCGCAGAAGAUGUCAUUCUGCUUCGUGCCAGCCACCAACUUCAGGUCGUUACAAACGUGUUCUUAUCUAUGCACGGCGUGGAGGAUAAGAGCAGCAGUGUUCGAGAACGGGAACAUUUGGCGCAGAAGCUCCAACUCUGCUUCAUGCCAAAACAUCAAUGCCAGGGCGUUGCAGUAGGUGUUCUUAUCUAUCUCUCCGAAGCGUUCAAACGAGUACCAGGCGGGAAGCUUUCAAGGUCUUCUGCCAGUGCGUCCACCAUCGCCGCGAAAGCGGUGCCAACGGUGAGUGAGUGGGGCGGUGGGUGGGAGAUUGGGUUGCGCUUGAAGAGUUCCAAGGGGUCACGAGGGGCCUGCGCACCAAGUCCGCACGAGCCGGCUUGCGGCCUUUUUUGGGUUGCGAGUACGUAGGGCCCGGGGCCGCGGAAAAGAUGCUCGCCUGCGCCGGAUGGCUGUGUUGUGAGUGCCCGUUGGGCGCGUCGAUCUGCGCAGUGGGGGGGCCUCAUUAGUCUGGGUCUAGGUUCGCCGGGGUGCUGAAAUGCCUGCUGGUUCCUCUAGAACGACGCCUGGGCCGCGUGCAAAAACCCACCAGGGGAGGCAACAGCACUUCUACGCAGGCGCGACCAUAAAAACUGCAGCGCCUGCGCUGGCGCAAAAAAAAAAGGCAAAUCCCGACGGUAUGCUGCGAAUUUCUUUAGGGAUAAGAACAGUGCUGAAGAUCACCUAUUUCGUCUCUAUACUUCAGCUCUUUCUAGUGCUGCUGCUGGCCCACACGGAAUGAUCCCAACGCCGACUUACCAUCCGGAGUACCUCCUGCAGGAUCUCCUAUCAGGCCGAGAUCUUCCACUUCCGCUUGAGGAGAACAGCAUCUCCUCGCAGAAUUACGGUUUUGGCAGAGGGAUGGAGACUGAUGUAGAACCCGACGCGAAUUUGUCCGCACCAUCUUCCGGUAGCAAGAACGGUAAAAAAAGCAACAGGAGUCUUGUUGCAGACAGGGCGGGAGAUUCACUCUACUUGUCGUUGUCGCCCCAGACUGAAGAUGGUGAACUGAAUCUGACGCAGAGCAACGAGUCGAGCACCGACGAAGCGCUGGUCUCGGCGAUGAUGGAAGUGUUGGCGAAAGAAGAAGAAGAACACAAUGGCGCUGCUCUUGGUGGUACUGAUUCGGAUUCCAGCGUAGUGGAAAUCUCGGAGAUCAGCGCCAUCGACAGUUUAACACCUGCUUCUCGUCCCGAGCUGCAAUACAAGCUCGAUUUGUUUCUCAACUACCUGGUCACAUUGACGACCCUCCACGCCAAGGCUCUGUGUGAGCCCGGACUGCCACUCUGCGUGGCAAGACAAGAUUUGAAGGAGAAGUAUGGGGGUUUGGCAAAGCUGAGCUUUGAUCUGGCAAAGAGAUUUGCUUUGUCGAACGUGGAACAUCACGCCCAUUAUCCUGGUUCCGCUGGCAAGAGUGAAGCAGCUACUUUUACUUCUGCACCAAAUAAGAUCAUCGACCACUACCUGUCCCGCCUCCACGUGUUGCUCAAAGGAGCUCUCCUCUGCCCCAGCGCCACUUAUCAGUUCGCGGGAAAUGUUUUGGAAGACGCGCAACACAAACUUCGGCUCGCCCCCGACCCGCAAGCACUGUUGCAGGAAGAAUGUUACGAGAAGGAGCUGCGAGGACUUGUGAUGAUGGCAGAGGUGACGCCUGCACGCACUCGCGCGGCCGCAGCGCGCGGUAGCGGUUUCGAUGGUUUUUCGCACCAGCACGAUGUCAGUCAUCUCUAGAUGAAGGGUGCGCGGACGGCCGAUGCGCUUCAGAAAGUAUUGGGUCAGUAGUAAACGUAGAAAUGCAGCCAGGAUGAAACAAGAACAACUACACUAGCCAGUUACAAGGGGGAACUUUCAUACGUAAGCAAUAAAGUGUCACUGCAUAUACCAUGGAGUUAGUUUCAUGAGCUUUGUUCAUUUCCAUUUGUCUAAAAUGAUGGUCCACUUUCAAGUCUGACAAAGGUUAAGGUACUACAAGUUCUGCUACGAAAAAUUUUGACCCUUUUUUGUGAAUAAAGAUCUAACUGAGUCUCAGCCUGUUGUACUCGCUCCUUGCUGCUUUUGUAAUUCUCGAUUUGCACUGUAGGCAGGGCAAAUGCAAGUGGAGCCAUAGAGCCGAUGAUUGCAAACUAGAUGCAGCUCGAU
Amoebophrya sp. A120 is the source of this 5312-nucleotide messenger RNA. NCBI's taxonomy places the organism in Eukaryota, Dinophyceae, Syndiniales, Amoebophryaceae. The record is from the annotation of a GenBank genome assembly.